Messenger RNA from Hydra vulgaris (swiftwater hydra), 384 nucleotides. The record is from RefSeq and is a predicted model, not a curated record. Lineage: Eukaryota; Metazoa; Cnidaria; Hydrozoa; Anthoathecata; Hydridae.
AUGUCUCCAACAACUUACGAAGAGUUGCUUUCGUUUGUAGCGCCUAUCAUUGUAAAACUAAGAACUACCAUGAGAGACCCUGUGAGUCCGAGUGAAAGGCUGGCCGUAACACUUAGAUUUCUUGUAACAGGAGAUGCUCAGUGUACUAUUGCUGCAAGUUACAGAAUCAGCGCAUCUACUAUCAGUAGGAUUAUUAGUGAGACAUGCGCUGCUAUCUGGACAUCAUUGAAAGAGAGAAAUUUUCUACACGUCCCAUCAGAAAAACAAGAAUGGAAAGCAAUUGCAAAAGAAUUUGAAAACAUGUGGAAUUUUCCGCAUGCUAUAGGUGCAAUAGAUGGCAAGCACAUCGUUAUGCAAGCUCCUCAUAAUGGCGUAUCAGAGUAA